AUGCCGGGGAUCAAGACCAUCAUAUCGCUUUCCUUCGUCCUGGCCGUCGGGUUCCUGCUGGUCAUCCUGUCGUGCGCCCUGUUCAAGGUCUACUACCCGCUGCUGGUCGUGGCCACCUACGUGCUGGCACCCCUGCCGAACUGGAUCUGCAGCCGUUGCUCGAACCCGGAUGACUUUGUUGAGAGCAGCGGAAAUGCCGUUCUCGACCUCGGACGGUUCUGCACUGGAUUCCUGGUCGUCAUGGGUAUUGCACUGCCCGUCGUACUCUACCACUCCACGCUGAUCAACGCCGCCGCCAUGGCAAUGAGCAUCAUCGGAGGGCUGUUGAUUUACGGCACCAUUAUCUCUUUCGGCAUGUUCUUCCAGGAGGACCAGGAGUUCUAG
Messenger RNA from Neoarthrinium moseri, 384 nucleotides. RefSeq lists its product as uncharacterized. Gene Ontology annotation, biological process: late endosome to vacuole transport via multivesicular body sorting pathway. Gene Ontology annotation, cellular component: endosome; Vps55/Vps68 complex. Lineage: Eukaryota; Fungi; Ascomycota; Sordariomycetes; Amphisphaeriales; Apiosporaceae. The transcript has 2 exons. The record is from RefSeq and is a predicted model, not a curated record. The coding region runs from base 1 to 384 and encodes 127 amino acids.